AUGGAUGACCUCCCUCCGGAGAUCACCUGGAAUAUCCUGGAAUACCUCUCGACGAAGCAACUCAUGACCGUGACCUCUGUCUCACAAAGUUUCCGGGCGAUUGUCAGAACAAUACUUGAAUAUCGCCUACAUCACUUUCUCAAGCGCGAAUACGAUACAAUUUUCCUGCGCGUGGGCUGGUAUACCCCAAUGAGAGAAAAGAAGGGUGUCAUUACGUGGGCCCACCAAGGGACGGUAGCUCUGGUGGAUGAAACGAAUCCAUGUGAUCCACUGAUGCCCUGUGUCAGGCAAUCGGCUUCCGUCCAGGAGCCGUCACAGGCGCACGGAAACGCCUGGUACUCAAUCUUCCAUCCGGCUGGCCCUCGGGGAGAUCCCUGGUUCCGACCAGGUACAUUAUGGUGGUCUGAUGAGGAUGGAAUAGAUGGUUACACGAGUAACUUUAGAGCUUACUGUGAGGAUAAUAGAGAUCUAGGAGAAGAGGUUACACUGGAAAGCUAUGAGGAUUUUGUUCAGUUCCGACUCAGGCUGUAUUUGGCUGAGCGGACUGGCCCCUACAAGGCGUUCAAGAUUGAGAACAAAAUGAUACGGAUCCCAAAAGAAUUGUUAAGUCGAUCGAAUGAAAAAGGUCGACAUGUCGGUCACCCGGAGGAUGAAGCUAACCCUGAGCUAUUCUGGGUUGACAGCCAAAAGACAAUUGGCCUUCAGGUGACGGUCACACAGGACCAGGAGCAAUACGAAUAUGAGGAAUGCACCGGCACAGUCAAAUACUAUGUGAGCCUGUCGGGUACGUCUUAG
Penicillium pulvis is the source of this 795-nucleotide messenger RNA. Its product is annotated as F-box protein. Lineage: Eukaryota; Fungi; Ascomycota; Eurotiomycetes; Eurotiales; Aspergillaceae. The record is from RefSeq and is a predicted model, not a curated record. Gene Ontology annotation, molecular function: protein binding. The coding region runs from base 1 to 795 and encodes 264 amino acids. The transcript is spliced from 2 exons.